Daphnia magna is the source of this 3164-nucleotide messenger RNA. Its product is annotated as 1-phosphatidylinositol 4,5-bisphosphate phosphodiesterase delta-3. Lineage: Eukaryota; Metazoa; Arthropoda; Branchiopoda; Diplostraca; Daphniidae. The coding region runs from base 472 to 2991 and encodes 839 amino acids. Gene Ontology annotation, molecular function: phosphatidylinositol-4,5-bisphosphate phospholipase C activity. Gene Ontology annotation, biological process: phosphatidylinositol-mediated signaling; lipid metabolic process. The transcript has 16 exons. The record is from RefSeq and is a predicted model, not a curated record.
ACCUGCUGGGCAGUUGUCGUUUAACUGUGCAGCUGUAAGUACAGUAACGUUACUCGUGCAAACACUGGUUUGUAUCCAGUGAUUCAUUUAUUCUUUUCCUGGAAUCAACCGCCAGUAUUCUGCGUGAACGUGUACGUUCGAUGUACAUACAACGUAACAACACAAAGGCGAAGAAUUUCUAUGUCCUCACCUGAACACAGGUGUCAUAAUCGAAACAGUACUAUCUUAAGCGAUAGUUGCCAAUUUGGCCGGGGGCUAUCGUAACUAAGAGCUUAUCUCUGAUUUACCAUGGACCUAACGUAGCAUUUCCGUUUUCAUUUUGGGCUGUUACACCAUUUUCCAUCUUGAGUUAGUCGCUCGGUUGUUCGCUUUCACCGCAGAUACAUCAUCGUUUUCCCUCCAAGUAAGUUUUCGAAUUCGUGUUGUGAACAAAAUUUGCAAAAGGGAUAUUUUAGGAGUGGUUAAUUGAACAUGGAAGUGCAACAAAUAAUUGAUGCAUCUGAUCUCGUUAAAGGUGUGCAAGGGCGCUGCACUUUUAUGGAAAGUAAUAUUGCGACCUUGGCGAUGGGUUGUCAGUUUUGGAAAGUUCGCUCAGACAGAGGUUGGUAUCUGCGCCGGUUUUGGCUGGAUAUCGAACACUUGUGUCUUCGUUAUGUUCCUUCGCAAAAACCGUUCUGGAAUACAUCACCGACUCGCGUCGAUUUGACGGGAAUCACGGAAGUGCGGCGCUGGAAAUCGGAUUUUUAUCAACAAAUUGAGAAAAGAGGUCAUUCAAGAAGGCGUUUAGAUUCGGCGUUGACAAAUGAAUUGUGCUUCACUAUCGUAUUUUGCCAGCAUGAAUAUAACCUGAUUGCACUGGACGAAGCAACCGCCGAGUUUUGGUUGACCAAUCUGAAGAAACUUGUUUGCAUUGUACGCACGGUCCAACACGAAAAUCAAUAUUGGAUGUGGUUGACACUGCAGUUUAGAAAAGCUGAUAAAGACAAAAUAGGCGCCUUGAGCUUUGUACAAGUGCAAGAUUUACUUGAGCGAAUGAAUGUUAAACUUAGUCGAAAAUAUGCGAAGGAGCUCUUCAACGACGCCAAUGUAAAUAAGAACAAGCAAAAUGGAAAACAAGUGCUGGACUGCCGGGAGUUUGUGCAAUUUUUUCGCGUCCUUACAAAAAGAAAUGAACUGGACGAAAUUUUUGAAAAGUAUGCCAAAACGGACUCUGCAGCCAUGACCGCCGAGGAGUUGAGGAUUUUUCUCUCUCAAGAACAGUUUAUAACUGUUGAUGCUGAACAAGCCAACGCCCUGAUUUCCAAGCAUGAGGUCUCUACGGCUAAGGAAGAAAGAUUACUCACAAUUGCUGGUUUCACAUCAUUAAUGAAGUCUUUCGGCAUCGCCGUUGAAGAACACAACACUCUAUUUCAAGAUAUGAAUCAGCCUUUAACUUCAUAUUACAUCGCAUCUUCUCAUAACACAUAUUUGAAAGGAAACCAACUUACUAGUAAGAGUAGCGUACAGGCAUACAUCAGAGCAUUAGAGCAAGGCUGUCGCUGCGUUGAACUGGAUCUAUGGGAUGGACCGGCCGGAGAUCCAAUUAUCUACCACGGGUGCACGUUAACGUCCGAGUUAAGACUAACCGAUGUUCUAAAUGAAGCAGUAAAGCCGUACGCUUUUAAAGCAUCGCCGUACCCUCUGAUCCUGUCGCUGGAAUGCCACCUUUCUAACAAACAGACAAAGAGAUUAGCAUUCUUGCUUAAAGAUAUUCUCGGAGAUAUGCUGUAUACCACGCCCGUUGAUGACUCGAUGGAAAUGCUUCCUUCUCCUGAAGCAUUGAAAAAUAAAAUCAUUAUUAAGGCGAAAAAACCAUAUGUUACAAAUGACAGUGAACUUGAAGAAAAUUAUAGCAGUGAUGAUGAUGAUGGAAGAAAUUCGAGUGACAACGACAACUCUGAUGAGUCACCUUUUCAGAAAAAAACACCAAAUAAUACUGUUUCAGUUACAAUGUCAGGAUCCGAUCUUGUGCAAGAACAUAAGGCAGAGCAAAGCCAUUUAUCAAAUGCCGUACACAAUUCCGGAGACAUCCCAGUCAUUGCUGGAACAAAAGAAAUUCAAAUGCCGAGUCAAAUAAUGGAGCAAGACUUGUCAAAUACUAAAAAAGGAUCACAUCAAGAUUUAGUUGAAACAAUGGACCUUGAGGAUAUUUCCUGUCUUUCUGAUCUGAUAAACAUUUGCGAAGGGAAAAAAUUUUCUGGUUUUCAUCAAAAUCUAACAACUAGCCGAUGCUACCAUAUUUCGUCGCUUUCAGAAAAGAAAGCCAAAAAGCUGAUUCGUGGCGAGAGAUCGGCUUUUAUACAGCAUACCAAUAAUCAGCUGGUGAGAAUUUACCCAAAAGGUUCACGAACUGACUCAAGCAACUAUGAUCCUGCGCAGUUUUGGAGUUCGGGCUGUCAAAUUGUUGCCCUGAAUUACCAAACGGGCGGACUUUAUAAAGCCAUAAACAACGCAUUUUUCCAGUUCAAUGGAAACUGUGGAUAUGUACUUAAACCAGCCAUCCUACGUAACCCGGAAAUAGUUGAAACUUCCGGAAAAGAUGAAAUGAGGGGAAAUAGAAUUGUUCGCGUUCAAAUCAUAGCCGGGCAAAAUCUUCCUAAAACUGAAAAAAACGUUAUUGAUCCCUACGUUACAAUUCAAAUCGUGGGUCAUCCUGCAGACCAGUAUAAAUUCAAAACUAAGCAUGUAGAAAAUAACGGUUUUAAUCCUUGCUGGAAGGAGACGGCUGAAUUUCGAUUAACUGUACCAGAAUUGGAUAUACUCGUUAUCGCAGUAAUGGACAAAGACACAAUGACGGAAAAUGAUUUAGUUGGUGUCAGAGUCUUUCCGGUAAAAAGUCUGAAAUCAGGAUAUGGACAUAUUUGUCUAAUGUGCCCAGCAGAAGGAAAUCUUAUACCGUGCGCAACCUUAUUCGUCCAUGUAUCGAUUCACGAGGAAACACCUGUGAAAUAACUAUAUUUCCUGGUUUUUGGUGCCAACAAUCAAGACCAUAAAUUUCCUCCUGCUGAAACGAGUAUCAAAAGUGGCUGUACUCUUCGGGUAGAUAUUUACGAGCGGAGCGAAGUGGAUUAGCUUGUACUCGUAAAAUGUGUUUUUAAAAUAUACUACAAUUGUUCGUAUCGACA